AUGCUGGUCGUUGAAAAGCCACUUAGGCAACGAUCAUCGAACUCAAUACCUUCAUCAAGAAAAUGGUCGAUCGAGGAAGAAAUUAAAUUAUUUAGUCUACUUUGUGAAUUUAAACCGGCAGGUAAACAAAAACACGAGAACAUUAAGAUCAUACUAAGUAACAUAAAUGAAGGCAUUGAAGAUCCAACAAUAGAUCCACCAUUCACAGAAUUAGAUAUAAUAGAUAAACUAGCUCAAUUAUAUGAUCUACCUAAAAUUGAUAUACUAGAAGAUGGUAGUGAAGAAAGUAGUACAUUUAAUGACAAUAGAACUGAUCUAGAAGAUGAAAAAGAGCAGGUAGAAGAUGAUGAUGUGGUAGAAAAUGAGAACGAAGAAACAAAUGAAGACAAAGAAGAUGACAAAGCAAUUGAAAAUGAAGAGGAACAAGAAGAAGAGCUAGAAGAAGAACAGAAUAAAACGAAAGAACGAGUUAAGAAGAAAGAGCCAAAGAAAGAAAUUGAAAAAAGUAAAAAGAAAGAAUUGAUAGAUACUAAAAGGAAAAAUAAAGUCGAAGACGUCAAACCAAAAGAGAGUAAGACGAAAAUAGAAGAGAAUGAAAAGAAAUUAGAUGCAAAAGCUAAAGAAGAAUUUUCAAAUAACACCAAAGAAGAACUAAAAUCUGAAAAUGAAGAACCAGAAUUGUCAACAAAUAACCAACAAUCACGUAAACGUAGAACAAGAAGUACGAAAGAAAAAGAGAAAGAAAUUCCCAGCAAAAGAAGAAGGUUACGUUCAACAGAUUUGGAUGAGGUCUCGCCGGAAAGUGAAGUCGUAGAUAAACUGAAAGGAGAGGCUGCAGAAGAAUCUGAUGAAAAUGUGGAAGAAAAGGAAAAUGAGAAAAAAGAUGAAUCAGAGAAUGACCAAACAGAAAACGAGGAUAAAAUAGUGAAAGAAAAUGAAGGUAUAGAAGCAAAUAAGGAAGAGGAAGACGAGGAAGAAGAACAAGAAGAAGAAGCAAAAGAAGAAGAAGAAAGAGAAGAGGAAAAAGAAGAAGAAGAAAGAGAAGAGGAAAAAGAAGAAGAAGAAGAGGAAGAAGAAGAAAAAGAAGAACUGGCUCCUGCAAGAAGAACAAGAAAAAGAACGAUGGAACAAGAACCACCCACUACACCAGUACCUUCCAAAAGAACAAGACAAACUACUAGGCUUGAAGAAGCAAAUGAAAAAGAAUCAGUUGAAACCCCUGUAUCCAAGAAGAAAGCCAAAACAAUAAAUCCAGCUUCACUGCCUGCAAUUGAACAACCUACUCGACUAUUACCUAGAAGAAGAACUAGAUCGAUGAGAGGAUCGAAAUAA
Lodderomyces jiufengensis is the source of this 1332-nucleotide messenger RNA. RefSeq names its product Eaf7p (gene EAF7). The transcript has a single exon. The record is from RefSeq and is a predicted model, not a curated record. Bases 1 to 1332 code for a protein of 443 amino acids. Gene Ontology annotation, cellular component: NuA4 histone acetyltransferase complex; nucleus. Lineage: Eukaryota; Fungi; Ascomycota; Pichiomycetes; Serinales; Debaryomycetaceae. Gene Ontology annotation, biological process: regulation of transcription by RNA polymerase II.